CCAAGACCAGCUGCGGCAGCCGACAACUGAAGCCAUCUCUCUAGCUCACUCCAGCCACCCUGCUGAGGCCGGCCUGCACCGACCGAGCAUCCACGUAGUAGCUGCGGUCAUGGUGCAGAUACCAGCGAUGAAGAGGGUGAAGGGGCGGGCCCCGCUGUCAGUGGUGGUGGCGAUCAUCGGCGGGCUGGCUCUGGCGGGCAUCAUCUUCACCGAGGACCUCCGCUCACUCACUGAGAUCAUGGACAAGAGGAAGGAGAAGCAGAUCAAGGAGGAGAAGCGAACGUCUCUGCCGGCCAGGACGAGGAUGAUGUUGACGCGGCCGGCCGAGGAGGCGACGCCGCCGGCGGCGGCGGCGAAGGAGGCGUUCGACCCCAGCCGGUGCAGCGUGACGGAGGGGUACUGGGCGUACAACUGGACCAAGAGGCUGCCGUACACGGACCAGACGUGCCCGUUCGUCGACAGGCAGAUCUCGUGCCAGAGGAACGGCAGGCCGGACAGCGACUACCUCUACUGGGACUGGCAUCUCGACGACUGCAGUCUCCCAAGGUUCGACCCCGCGGCGGUGCUGGAGAAGCUGCGGGGGAAGCGGAUGCUGUUCGUGGGCGACUCCCUGCAGAUGGGCCAGUGGCUCUCCUUCGUCUGCCUCGUCAACUCCGUCCUGCCCUACACCGCCAGGACCAUGGAGCGCAGCACCACCCUCUCCGUCUUCACCGCCACGGAGUACAACGCGACGAUCGAGUUCUACUGGGCGCCGUUCCUGGUGGAGGCCAACUCCGACCGCAACAUCCGGCUGGGCGCCGACGGCCGGGUGCUGCACGUCGACGCCGUCGAGCUGCACGCCAAGCACUGGAGGGGCGCCGACAUCCUCGUCUUCGACAGCUACGUCUGGUGGAUGAGCGGCAGCAGGAUCAAGACGGUGUGGGGCGCGUUCGGGGACGACGGGUACGAGGAGCUCGACGCCUGGGUGGCCUUCCGGCUGGGCCUCAAGACAUGGGCCAACUGGGUCGACGCCAACAUCGAUCCCAACGCCACCAGGGUCUUCUUCAUGUCCAUCUCCACCACGCACAUGAGGAGCGAGGACUGGGGCCGGGAGGGCGGCAUCCGGUGCUACAACGAGACGUGGCCCAUCACGCGGAAGGGCUACUGGGGCAGCGGCGCGGACCGGCGGAUGAUGGAGGUGAUGUCCGACGUGGUGGGCCGGAUGCGGGUGCCCGUCACGCUGCUCAACGUGACGCAGCUCACGGAGCACCGCGCCGACGCCCACGUCUCCGUCUACACCGAGACCGGCGGCGAGCUGCUCACCGCCGCGCAGAGGGCCGACCCCCAGGCGCACGCCGACUGCAUCCACUGGUGCCUCCCCGGCGUGCCGGACACGUGGAACCAGAUCCUCUACGCGCACCUGUAGCCUCUAGGCCUGUAUUAGCUUUCCCACUCCGUACAACACCAAGAACGAAAUUACUAAAUCAGAUACCACUAUUAAAAAACGAUCGGUAAGAAGGUCCUAAUUUUUCAUAGGGGUUAAAAGGUAACUCACUCAUAUGAAUAGAGCUUGGUUACUGAUCCAAUCUAUCUCUAGAAAAGUAUUUUAGGGGCGGGUGACGCCACCACCCGUCUCUAAAAAUAGUGACCAUUUUUAGGUGCGGGCGGGUAGGUAUCACCCGCCUAUAAAAAUGUAUUUUUAGACGCAUGAUCCGUCUCUACAAAUGGUCAUAUGUAAAAAAUUGAUAACUUUU
This is a messenger RNA of Panicum hallii, 1733 nucleotides long. Its product is annotated as protein trichome birefringence-like 3. Gene Ontology annotation, cellular component: Golgi apparatus. Lineage: Eukaryota; Viridiplantae; Streptophyta; Magnoliopsida; Poales; Poaceae. The coding region runs from base 110 to 1405 and encodes 431 amino acids. The transcript is spliced from 6 exons. Gene Ontology annotation, molecular function: O-acetyltransferase activity. The record is from RefSeq and is a predicted model, not a curated record.